This is a messenger RNA of Zymoseptoria tritici IPO323, 1389 nucleotides long. RefSeq lists its product as uncharacterized. The transcript is spliced from 5 exons. The annotation marks the transcript as partial. The record is from RefSeq and is a predicted model, not a curated record. Lineage: Eukaryota; Fungi; Ascomycota; Dothideomycetes; Mycosphaerellales; Mycosphaerellaceae. Gene Ontology annotation, molecular function: FAD binding.
GAGUACUGGUCUCAGGCCAACGCCGACAUCAAGCCUGCUUGCAUCUUCUUUCCGGGUUCCGCGCAGGAGGUUUCGUUUGCGGUCAAGGUUUUGAACAACUAUACGAGCGUUCCUUGGACUGUCAAAGGCGCUGGACACAAUCCGAACGUCCAAUUCUCGAGCGUCCAAGAUGGCAUCCUCAUCUCGUUGGAGGCUAACAUGAAAUACACUACUCUCGACCGCAGAAACAUUGCUCACGUCGGCGCUGGCUGUCGAUGGACCGAUGUGGCCAAGGUUCUCGACAUAUCCAGUCGGGCAGUCGUGUCGGGACGUCUUGGUGUCGUUGGUGUGCCGGGCUUGACCAUGGGAGGAGGCCUCAGCUUUCUCAGUGCUGAACGUGGAAUGACCGCGGACAACGUCGAGAGCUAUCAGGUUGUCACCGCUGCCGGUGAGAUCGUCGAGGCGAGUAAGACUGAGAACUCUGAUCUUUGGUAUGCGAUGAAAGGUGGUGGUGGUCAAUUCGGUAUUGUGACCGAGUUCAGAAUGGCGACGUACCCGAUCGGCUUGGUCUGGGGUGGAUACAAGAUCUUCUCCAUGUCACAAAAAGAGAAGGUGAUCAAUGCGACCCACAAUCUCGUCGGCAACUACUACGACACAAAGGCAGCGGUCAUUGUGACCUACACUUCGACUCUCGACUCUCUGCUCGACAUCUUUGUUGUUUUCUUCUUCUACAACGCUCCCGACGGCCCAGGAGAGAUCCUGAACGAGUUCAACUCCAUACCCGCUCUUGUGGACGGCACAAAGCCACGCCAAACAUACGGUCAACUCCUCGACUCCAACAGCCAGUUUUCCCUGCCCGGCCAACGCUACCUGAUCCGCACCGGCACCCUCCCCAAUCUGCCAGGCUCACAAGGCAUCGACCUAUACACCCAAGCCUUCGACAGCUACUUCGCCGCCGGCAAAAAAGCUCAACUCGAAACCAUCGACAAUUUCAUCUUCAGCAUGGCCUUCCAACCAAUCCCACACCAACUCCAAGCCAACUCGGUCAACAAUCCCAACGGCGUGAACCUCCUCGGCUUCAACCCUGAUCACGGCGAUAAAGUCAUUAUGGAAUAUGACGUGUCGUGGCUGUCAGCUCUCACGGAUAAGAAGGCUGCCGCGUAUCUCACCGCAGCGACGGAGCCGGCGCAGCAGUAUGCGAAGAGCAAGUAUGCUGGUGUCAAGCCGACGAAUUACAAGAGUGGGGAUUUGAACACGAUCCCGUAUAACCCGAUUUUUAUGAACGAUGCGAUGUAUAAUCAGGAUCCGUUGAGGUCGUAUGGAGCUGCGACGUAUGACCGGCUGAAGCAGAUUCAGAGGGAGAGGGAUCCGAAUGGGUUGUUCUCAAAGAGGGCGGGUGGGUUUAAGUUU